AUGUCGCAACUCAAAAUCACCCAUCCAGACCCGAAGGUUCAGGAACACAUCACCAAGCGCCAACAAAGCUUCACCGACGCCUUCAACAAUGCCUCCGUUCCAGCACUCAUGGCAAUGUUCGCCGAUGACGUUGAAUUCAACGACUAUGCUACGGGCGUGCUCAACCUAAACCGCACCUCCCUUGAACAAUACUACGCCGAGAUGGUGGCCACCUUCCGAAACAUCAACAUCCGCACCAAGUCUAUCAGCGGAAGCGAGCACUUCACUGCCUGGGAAUGGGAUCUCACAAUGUACCAGUUGCCUUCUGAGGCGGCUGCGGAUUCGGACUCUAAGGCUGAGAAUACUAUUGGGAAGGAGAUUAAUAUGGUCGGUGUUAGUUUGAUGUGGUGGAAUGCGGAGGGAAAGAUUAUAAAGAAUCAUGAUUAUGGGAAGGAGGUGCCGAAUGCGGAGUAAGGUCGGCUUUGUAUUGCACGCCGAAUGAGCCAAUAAAGCGUUGCAGGGCAAGCCGGGAAAAGGAGAGUCGCAAAGAAGAUGGGAUAACUUUUGAAGAAGCC
Molecule: messenger RNA, 554 nt
Organism: Ilyonectria robusta
Lineage: Eukaryota; Fungi; Ascomycota; Sordariomycetes; Hypocreales; Nectriaceae
Exons: 2
Coding region: 1-453 (150 amino acids)
Source: RefSeq, a predicted model, not a curated record